This is a messenger RNA of Dichotomopilus funicola, 2799 nucleotides long. Its product is annotated as P-loop containing nucleoside triphosphate hydrolase protein. Gene Ontology annotation, molecular function: GTPase activity; GTP binding; microtubule binding. NCBI's taxonomy places the organism in Eukaryota, Fungi, Ascomycota, Sordariomycetes, Sordariales, Chaetomiaceae. The transcript has 3 exons. The record is from RefSeq and is a predicted model, not a curated record. Bases 1 to 2799 code for a protein of 932 amino acids. Gene Ontology annotation, cellular component: microtubule; cytoplasm; membrane.
AUGAGCGCGCAGCUCCGUGCGGUUGGGGCAAUAGCCCCCGUUGCCCGACGGAGCAUGUUCCGCGCUGUCCGCCACUUUCACCAGCUCCCUACCGGCGGUAUCCAGCGUGCAGAUCUAGUCUCCCGCGGCGUUAGGAGGUCGUUGAAGUUCCCCUCGAACGCCUACCACAACAAUGCCGUCAUCGUCCGCAACGCUUCCUUCGCCCGCCUGCUGCCGAGGCUCGCGGUGAAAUUCAUUAGGAUUCCCGCCCUGUUUGGCGGCUUGAUGAUUGGGACCGUAGGAUGGAUACAGUAUCAAGCUAUUCAGGUUAGCAAUUCCGCUGCCGAGAUGUACGGCAACAUGAAGAACACGGUGACUACGACGGCCACUACCCUUUGGGGUGGCGCCAAGGACAUCGCCGAGCAGACGAAACAGGGUUGGGUCAACACGAAGGACCAGUUUGAAAUGCCGGAAAUGCCACAGAUGCCAGAAUGGAUGGACAAGAUCAUACGCGGGGAGGGCAUAGCUGCCUUAGGGAAAGGCGGAUCGGGUGGGCAGGGCGAACAAGGUGGGCCGGAACCACCCAAGCAGAGCAAAGCAGGAGCAGCAGCGGUAGUCGGUGCCUCAGCUGCUGCGUAUGGAUACGAACAAUCUGACGAGAGCGACAACCGAACCCCUGAGGAGAUACUCAAGGACGACCAGAUGAUGUACAUCACCAAGCGGAUGAUCGAGAUCCGGAACCUCCUUCAACGGGUCGGCCAGUCCAACACCGUCACCCUGCCGUCGAUCGUGGUGAUUGGGUCGCAGUCGUCGGGCAAGAGCUCCGUGUUGGAAUCGAUCGUUGGGCAUGAGUUUCUACCCAAGGGGAGCAACAUGAUCACCCGAAGGCCGAUCGAACUCACACUCGUGAACGAUCCCGAGGCGCGGACCGACUACGGCGAAUUCCCAGACCUCGGCCUUAACAGAGUCACCGACUUCUCCCUGAUCCAAAAGACACUCACCGAGCUGAACCAGUCCGUCCCGGAGUCGCUGUGUGUCACGGAUGACCCGAUCCGGCUCACCAUCCACUCGCCGAGGAUACCCGACCUCUCCUUGAUCGACCUCCCCGGCUACAUCCAGGUCGCUGCCGAGAACCAGCCCCGGGAACUCAAGCGUAAGAUCUCGGAGCUGUGCGACAAAUACAUCCGCGGGCCUAACAUCAUUCUUGCCAUCUCUGCUGCCGACACCGAUCUGGCCAACUCGACGGCCCUCCAAGCUAGCCGUCGGGUGGACCCAAGGGGCGAGAGGACAAUUGGUGUCAUCACCAAGAUGGAUCUAGUUGACCCAGACAAGGGUGUUUCUGUCUUGUCUGACAGGCAGUACCCGCUCCGGUUGGGCUACGUUGGUGUCAUUUCCAAGCUGCCCACGCAAACUGGUCUGUUCAGGAGAGAAACUGGUGAUCUCCUGGCUGGUAUCACAAGGAACGAGAAGGCCUUCUUCAGCAACCACCCCUCCCAGUUCGGGCCCGAAGCGAAGGUUAACACCGGCACCAUCACUCUGCGGAAGAAGCUAAUGCAGGUCUUGGAGCACACAAUGUCCUCUAGGCUGCAUGAGACGACCGAGUCCAUUCAGCGGGAGCUUGAGGAGACCACAUACCAGUUCAAGGUCCAGUACAACGAGCAGCCCAUGAGCGCCGAGGCGUACCUGGCUGCCAGUUUGGAUGAUUUCAAGCACCAGUUCCACGCCUUCACCUCGUCCUUUGGCCGGCCCCAGCUCCAAGAGCUCCUCAAGGAUGCGCUGGACCAAAAGGUCCUAGACCAGCUGGCGGCCAGAUACUGGAACCGGCCAGUUGAGGAUCUUUCUGUGGCUCUGCCCGAACCGGAUAACAUCGCCGACCUGCCCAACGCCGACCCCAAGUCCCCCUACUGGCAUAGGCAACUCGACACGGCCUCUACCGGUCUCACAAGGCUUGGCGUGGGCCGCAUCGCCGCUACAGUGGCCGCCACAGCCGUUCAAGGAAACAUUGACAAGCUCCUUGACAAGUCUUCCUUCGCCAAGCACCCCUCCGCUCGCAAGGUCAUCAGCGAGGCCGCAUCCACCGUGCUCGCUGACCGUUCCUAUGCCACAAGCGACGGCAUCGAGAUUUCUCUCAAGCCGUACAAGUUUGACCCCGAUAUCCAGCCCCAUGAAUGGGCUCAGGGCAAGGAGCACGUCGUGGGCGUACUGCAGGGCGAGCUGGACCAGUGCCAGGCUGCCAUGAAGAGCCUCGAGAACUCCGUCGGUGGGCGAAAGAAGCUGAAGGAGGUCAUGACCUUCGUCGACAAGGCGCGCCGGGGCGAUAUCAUUGUUGAGGGUGACCACCCCAGCGGCGCUGGCGGUUUCAGCGCUGCCCUUCUCGCCAGAGGCCGUGAAGCCGUCUUCCUCCGCGACCGCGCCGACAUCAUCAACCUCCGCAUCACCGCCUCCAAGUCCCGCAAGUGCAAGUCUCUCGAAAACAAGUACUACUGCCCCGAAAUCUUCCUCGACGCCGUCGCCACCAAGCUCUCCCAAAACGCCGUGCUCUUCCUCAACGUCGAGAUGCUCAACGACUUCUACUCCCGUUUCCCUCGCGAAGUCGAGGCCAAGCUGCACGAGCACAUGGUCAGCGGCGGGCUGGAGCGCUUCGCUCGUGAGGACCCCAAGGUGCGCAGGCACUUGGACUUGAUCCAUCGUAAGGAGUUGUUGGAGUUGGUCUUGACCAAGAUUGAGGACUUGCAUCGGUUGGGUGGUGGGAGUGGUGCGGGGAAGUUGGGGAGUGGGCGGGAGUUGGAAGGGAAGAGGCGGAGGGGUCGGUUCUUUUAA